ACCACCAUGCAGGAAGACUUCGACCAGGUCGACUACGAGAACGACGAAGACGAACAUCAAGCAACGUCGACAUCCCAGGAGGAUGAUCAAGGCGCGUCUGUCAGUGAGGAAACGGGUGGCGCAGGGGACGACGACCGUGAAGAUGCCGUCUCGCUUGGGGACGACGAGGAAGCCAUGCCUCGCGAUGAUCCCUCACACGCUCUUACCGCUGAACGAGCCCCUUUAGCACCUCUUGCCCUCCACAUCGAUGUCCAUGUCAGCGAUGCAGGUCGCCACUCGUCCACCGACUCCCCUCAUUCACUUCGGCACCCACUUCCUUCCAAACCCGACUUUAUACAGGAUACACCCGAAGUCACGAACGGUGCUAGUGCUGAUACAUCUAUUGGUCGCGGCCGGAAGCCCUCACGCUUCGGACCCCCUAGGCAUCGAGACGGAUCGCAGUUCUCACACCAUGUAGUGCAUGGACGAGCUGAUCAGGAUUUUAGCGACGCCGAAGAGCGUCAUUCUGAUGAUGCCCAGACGGGAAACCGACUUCGAGACGACACGACUUCCCCAGACGCGUCUCCAGACAGACUUUCUUGGGAUGAUAGACAUUGGCGUCCAGAGCAGAUGCCUGGCCGUAGCUCUUCCGUACCCCCUCGGGCGGAUGAUGAUUCCUUCUCUGACCUGCGAACUGCAGCCCGCGACUCUCGAGCUUUUGGACAUGCCUCUAACGGCCAAUCUUCGAACCAUGCUGUUCGGUAUAAGCGCGCUCAAAGCGUCGCUCCUCUUGAUUUCCGAGGAUCUGCUUCCCUAAACAAAUCUGAUGAUGAAAUGAUACGGGGUCAAACGAACAGCCUACAUACUUCGCAGCCAGAGCGAUUCCGGAGGCACUCUGCAUCAGACUCGAAUGCUCCUCCUCGAGCUCGAAAUAUAUCUUCUCAGCAGGUCUCAUCAUCACAAGCUGAGAUGAUCCUGUUCGGCCCGAGAGGACCACCGCUUCCGCCUCAGGAAGAUCAGUUCCUGAAGGUCGCGAGUUCGAGUACGCGACAACGAGCUCUGUCUUCAUCCGCCUCCCAACACUCUCGAUCUUCAAGUACUCUCCAUGGCUCGCGCGCCGUUCCUCCUUCACACGCCCGCCACGUGUCCGCCAACGGACCCCCUCGUUCUCGAAACGCAUCUGCUAAUGCUGUCAUGACACGAGACACUACGAAUGUUGGGGCCGCAGCUGGCAGUGAUCCCUCGUUUGCACCCUGGUCCCACAACGGCUUCGAACAGACGUUCGUUCCGUUUUCCACAGAGCAUAAUGGUCACUUCCCUCGCGAGCGUCCUCGCCUAGCCUCCAGUCAUACCUACCCUACCACGAAUUAUCUCGCCCCCGAUCAGCAACCGUCAGAUCAACCUCCGCGGCGUGUAAGCGACUGUUACCGGCCUGGGGAGCCAUACAACGACAACUUGCCCCAACACCAGGAACGUGGACGACAGCCCCAUGCGCCUACCGAGUUGUUCAACAACGGAUCCGGUGAUGCUCAGGCCGGCUCCCUCCAGCCGUAUACCGGUAAUCGAAACCAGCGCAACCAUUAUGUUCCACAGGAUUCUACCCCACAUUUCCCUACCAGCAACAACGCCGUGGCGGAUAACCUAGCGAGCCUGGGUCGCCCACGUCGUCAAUCGUCUCUAGCGUUUCAAGUCGUCUGGACGCCAGAGGACACGCACACCCCUGGCCAAGACGCGCAGUACCCACAAGGCGCUCACGGCGGGAUGAUACGCCGUCCAUCUAAUGGGUCCCCGUCGACAACUAGGCAUAAUUCCCGCUCCAUACCUCCUCGAGCAGCGGUCCCGAACACGAUGCAACCUGGUACGAGCUUCCUUCUUACCCAGGACUCCAACGGCCAAUGGAUCGCCAAUCCCCUUCCGCCACCACCCGACGGGUUCACGAACACGGGCAAUACCGCAAACGGUUUUACACCCCAAAACGCCGACGCCGAAAAUGGCGGGGGUUGGGCCGAUGACGAGUACGAGGAUGUGGGACCGCCACAAAGGUCGUCAUAUCGUGGUCGUGGACGCGGUCGGGGACGAGGGCGCGGCGGUUUCAGACCGCAGCGUCAGUAUCCUCACAAUGGCGACACGCAGUACGAAGGACGUCCUCCUCGUCAGCAUCAACCGGACACCUUCCAUCAGCCGCCGCCAGCACUUUCCCAAACCUCAUUUCCUCCAGCAUCAAUCUUUCACUCGCCACCUGCACCGUUCAAGAAGCCGCGGAUCCAUCACCAGCAAUCACAGCAAGUGUGGGACGCUCAGCCCUCGUUCCAACAACCGAUUCAUGAUGGAUAUGUGCCGCCUGCCCAAGCUCCCGUCCAGUUCGUUCAAGGACCUCCUUCGAUGAUGACUAUGCCGACCCCUACUCCAUAUGUGAAUCAGGCGACACAUGGUUCAUUCGCUCAGGCUCCGGAAUACACUGCGCAGCCAAUGCACAACCCCAGCUCAAACACGAACGGUUUGCGUCGUCCCAGACGCCCUCCUCACAACAAUGGAAUGACGUGGUCCAACGGUCAAGGUCAGGGUCACUUCACCAUGAAUAUGGAAGACAACGGAGAUUACUAUGAGGAGGAUGAUAGCAUGCAGAUGCCGCCCAUGAAGCGGAGGCGAUUCCAAGCGCCGGUGGUAGAGGAUUUGGAUACGCCUUUGCUGGACAGGAUCGGAGGGCCGUCCUUGAGGCAGAGAGUAGGCGUGUCCUCGUCAGUCUCAGGCUCCCGGCCGCAGCGCGGAGGCCAUGCACAUGGGCGAGAGAACCGCGGUUAUGACGGAAGAGAUGAGUGGGGAGGUACUUCGGGAGGUGGUGGAAUGAUGAUGCAGGGUGACGGCCAGUACGACUCUGGGGAGAAUCGGUGGGAUGGGAACGGUGAUGGGUUCAGCAGAGGAUACGGCGACGGGAAUUCCAGGGGGAGGGGAUAUGGACGGGGAGGUGGACGAGGUAGGGGCAGGGGUCAGCGUCCUUAUAUCAAGAAGGAGUGGGAUUAGGGGAUGUAUCAAGAAGAAGAAGGAAAAGAAGUCUAGUGUUCUGUACGUUGCUGUUUUGAUUUUCUCCAUGGAUUCUAGUCGUCAUUGCUGUCUCGUUUUAUGCUUUUGGUUAUCUGCUUUCUCAUCCCGUUCACUUGCUUGUGCCACCUUUUUGUUUGGUGUCAUAUGUAUGCCUGCCUUUGCCCAUCCGUUAUCCGAGAUCCUCGCCGACUCAUCUCUUCCUCUUGAUCCUCCAUUUUCCUGACAUGCUCCCCGCUCAAAGGCAUAAUCACACACUACGUUACGAUAUCAUCAUGACCCCCAUCUCGUCUGCUACAUCUUUUACUUGUUUUGUACGAUACACGUUUCAUCCACAUCUCUUUGUCCGGUUCACUUGUACAUGGCUAGCGUGGUUCGUUUUUCUCUGGUCUGAACUUUGCUCACUCUGAUGAUUCCUUGACAUCGUCGAUGUCGACGUCGUACGAAUUGGACAGUGUUGUUAUGCUGUGACUUCCCGACUAUCCAUUUUCUUGGUUUUCUCACUUCUGCCUGUCUCUUGCCAGUUGAAUAUUUUUUCUUGUCACGAUGGGGUGCUAGAUGUACCGUUGUGAAUGCAAAUCAC
This is a messenger RNA of Stereum hirsutum FP-91666 SS1, 3601 nucleotides long. RefSeq lists its product as uncharacterized. The record is from RefSeq and is a predicted model, not a curated record. The transcript has 6 exons. NCBI's taxonomy places the organism in Eukaryota, Fungi, Basidiomycota, Agaricomycetes, Russulales, Stereaceae. Bases 7 to 3000 code for a protein of 997 amino acids.